CUGCAAAUAUUGUAUCAUCGUGAGAGCGUGAGGGCUCGGUCGUGACGAGCCGUAACAUUCGUGACCUGUCUUGGACUCUUCGCUGCUCGUCGUCCUCGUCGUCCUCUUGCCUAGUGCAAGUACUCAUUUUCCUCCCCUUCUCCCCGGAUAAUGCGAUAUAGAUCCUACUUUUCCUCGUAAUUCUUUACUUUUCUCUAGACUUUGCCCUUCAAUGUCUCCAUCUCCCUCUGAAAAUUCGCCCUGGCCUACCCAGACUCCAGUCGAUGUUGGUUCUUCGCAUUCUCGCGCACCAAAACGACGUCGGAUACACGAGCUAAUGGCCUUGAAUGCUCGGCAGGUUGUUGACCAGGAUGCAGUCGAGGAAGCCGAAUACAAUUGCGAGGUCAACUCUGGCAACGAUGUCAUUUCGUGUUUUCCUACAGCAGAUUCCGUUUUUCCUCAGCAUCAAUGGGCUACCUUCGUCUGGAACUCUGGUCUACCCGAUUUCACUCAGACGAAUGAAGUCAAUGUCUAUCUUUUCCGCGCAGACUCGAGAGAGCAGCUGCUCUUCUUUCCCAAUCAAACCAACCCCAGAAAUCAAGCUGGUUCCCUCACUGCUCAAGUGAACGACACAUGGCUUGGUACUGGGGGCGCAGAUUGGAGUGGCUCAAAUCUAACAUAUACCUUUUACUGGGUCGUUACGCGAAACGACAAAGAGUUGGAUGGCUCGGAACUAACUCAGACCCACUUUACUGCAGUUCAAACGACAUUCGCCGACUCUGUCCUUUCGGCAAUGUCAUCGACAUCCUCCGCAUCAUCAUCAUCAACAACAACUUCGUCAACGAGCUCGUCAUCCUCAUACACCAGUACAGGAACAACGUCAUCUGCAGCUGAGUCUGGUACUGGGAGCAAUGGCAGUGGCAGUGUUCAGUCUGGUGGAAGCAACUCCAGCUUCCCACACUGGGCCAUCGCCGUCAUAGUUGUUCUCGGCUUCCUUGCCAUUGCCACAUCAUGCAUACUCGCAUUUUUCAUCCUCCGACGGAUACGCCGGCGUAACGCCGAACUCGAAUCCAACCGAAACUCUAUGGGCUCUUCAUCACCGAUGAUGGCGCAUGUAGUGGGAAAUUCUCCUGGUUCGCCGCUCCUGGCCGCCGGUGCGGGCGAACCUCAGAGUUCUGUCGGGCACGGGCAACGUGCUCCGAGCAUAGUGUCACCCGAUGGGGCGUCAACGGUGUCAGGGAGCGCAGGCGAUGCAGGUCCGUUUUCCGGCGCAGACGCAGCAAUAAUGGCGGAUGCUUUCAGGAAAGCGCUGCGGAAGCCUGACUUCAUGGGCCAGGCUGUAGAAGAGGGGGACAGUCCUGGUAAUGACAGGCGGGGCGAGCUGCUGAAUAGGGAACUAGCCGAUGAGGGACGCGAUAUACGGAGCGUAAGCUCGUCAAGAGGUGUGCGGGUAGAAACGAUGAGUGACAGUGGCGACACCGUGCAGGACAAUCCACACUGACGGCACGGAACCGUUCUUUACUGUCGUACUUUCUUGCAUCUCAUCGCCUUCAUAUUCGCAUCUUUCCCCUCCGUUAGUACCCAAAUUCCUGACUUUAUUAUCAUAUAUUCUCACCCCUCAACAUCAACAAUGUUCCCCCCCCCCCUCCCGCACACCCUUCAUAUCCAAUCCCGGCACCUCUUGGUCCUUCAUUAGUUACUCUUU
Molecule: messenger RNA, 1684 nt
Organism: Desarmillaria tabescens
Lineage: Eukaryota; Fungi; Basidiomycota; Agaricomycetes; Agaricales; Physalacriaceae
Exons: 5
Coding region: 212-1480 (422 amino acids)
Source: RefSeq, a predicted model, not a curated record